UCAUUCUGACCCAUACAAUGUAUUUUUGGCAAUAGCUACAAAUAUACCCAUACAACUUAAGACUGGUUUUGUGGUGCAGGGUCACAUAUUAUGUGUAAACCAUCCAAAAAUCUCAAGAGACGUCUUAUCUGAACUAGCCUGGUCAGGGGUUUUGGGUACUUUUCAGCUUCUCGGUUGCUUUUAGAGCACUUUGGGUACUUUACAGCUGGUCAGUCUGUUCUGUUGUCUGGUUUCUGGUCGUUUGGUCACUUUCUGGCUCAUCAGGUUGAUUUGGGGCACUUUUCAUCUGAUUUUGGCCAUUUCUUAGCAGAUUUAAGGUACUUAUCGUAUCAUUUGGAAUGGUUGGUUUUAGACUUUGAAGUACUAGUGUGCCAGCUGAAAUCAGCCAGGACCACCAAACUGUUUGAGGCUGGUUUAACCUUUAAUUUUCUUUUUUUUUCGUACGAAACUCGCAUGUGUCACUUGUGAUUGAAGUCUGGAUGAGUCAGCCAAGUUCCCUUGAAUAGUUUUCUCUAUUUUACACAUUAUCAGUGAGUCAAAGCGCCCUACCUCUUAAACACAGAGGACAAGUCCAUCCGCCCCCAUUCAAUUCAGAGAAGCGCUGCAGGGCGAAAUUGCGCACAGGCGUCGCGUACUGAGCACGCCAUGCUCUCCAUCGGGACCAGAGGAGAAAGACACGCCAAAACCACUGAUUCCGAGCCCGUCCUGUGAUUAUCUCCAGUCAGAUGUACAGGUGGAAACAUGCCUGCAUUCCGUUGUCAGGGAAAGCGAAGAAAGUAAGGAGUCACGGCUGAAUUGUUUUUAAUAUUCCCAUGUUCCACAUGAGGGAGGUUAAGAUUGGAGAAAGCAUUUGUGUAUUAGUGUUGCUUUUUUCUGGGCUUGUGACCUGCUCAGGUGUUUUCGGAAGCCCUUUAACAGAUGAUGUUGCCACGCUGGAUACACUGAGUGAAAACAUUCCCAGUGACUACAGAAUACCUAUCCGCUUUAUCACCAAGGAUGUGGGUGGAGCUUGCUGGCUGUAUGUGAACCUGUAUCACGUCGAAAGCAGUUUAAAAACACUGGCCCUCAAGUUUGGCAACCUGUCAACCAAUAAAGCGAACAUCACUAUUUUUAUAACAAUGCUGGAGGGUUUUCGUUUCACUCUGGACAAUGACGAGCUGGAGGUGACAAUGCAAACAUUCGAGUGCCACUACAGACGGGGAAAGUGGCCAACUAGACGUUACUUCAACCAUGUUAAAGAGGUUCUUACAGCGGCUGGAUCCGCAAUGGGCAAGUUUCAAGACUGCACGCCUCCUCCUUGCCAGACUCCCCCAGCGCCUCCUUUCACACCAGGCAAAAGUAGACAGCAGAACGGUAUGAACGGAGCAAUUCACGGCCUCUUGGCGCUGCUCAUCAUCCCCAGCAUGACGCUUUUGGUCCUCAGUGUCAGGAUGGUAUUCAGAAGAAGCCGAUGUUGUGCGCAAAGAAUGCAUGAAGUCAACCUGAAUGAGCCCUAUGACGAGGCUGAAGAAAGCAGAACCGGGCCCCACAGCGGAGCUGCGCAAGGGGACCUUGAUCCCAGCUCCAGCAGCCAACAGGACAGGGCGUGGCUGGAUUCUUUAGGGUGUGCAGACACGGAGGUUUAAAUUAAAAAUGCAUGAGGAAACUCAUUGGAAAUGCAGUAUUUUGUGGUGGAAAUCUCCAGGUUUAUGAAGCGGACAAUGAAGGGAAUAUUUUGCCUGUUCCAGAAGGGAUGCAUGAGAUGUUUCUAGACUUACUCAUCAAGCCGUACCUGCUCACCACAAAAACAUUACGCUGAAGAGGCAAAUCGCAACUUGUGUUGAGCAUAACCAAUCAAUGAGUCUGUUAUUCUGGGAUGCCAUCCUUAAAACCAUGGGAGAUCCUUAAUGAUUUCAUCCGGCAGGAAGUGUGGCUCUUUGAUGAGCACAUAGGCUGGUCUGCUGCGAUGCCCGCGGCGGCUUGUUGGCUUUGAGGAACGCCGCUGGUCCUGCAGGCCUCCGCGAGGAGGACAAAUGGCUUUUUUGUGCCAGUGCCCCCAUUGCAUGAGGACGGUGGUUUAUUUUGCACCAGAAAACAUCUUUGGAACAGAGCACGGGCUUGUCUGGAAACACGUUUGAUUUAGAGCGUGGACAACAGUGCCAAGAUUUUUGCCGUUUACUACUCAUUUAUUAGCCAAUACUAAACCUGACGGGAGCAAGAACCGGUUCUUCUAAAGAGGCGUUUCUAGAUGCAACACGUCCAAAAUCUCACAAUCUCACACUUUGGCUGAACAUCUCUGUCCAUCUUGAGAGGGUCUCCAAUCCGGGUCAUUGGUCCGACUGCGUUUUUUAUUAAUUAGUUUGGCCUUGCACACUCCAGCGGCACAACAAGAGCUGAUUGUUUUCAUGACAACAUGGGGAAACCCAGAGAGCAUGAGAAUAGAGCUCACAUGAUAAAGAUGUAACAACAACAUGACUCAUGUCCCAUAAUUCAAUCUCACUUGCUAUAGCAUCUCUCGCUUCUUCUAUUCCGGUGUCUGUUUUCUUUCCUCGCUGUAACUAAAUAACAUUGUCAGGAGAUUAAGACUAAUUGAGUAGAUUAGAAUCGAUCUUUCAGUGUUCAGAUUAGAUAGAUUUGUCAAUGUUUAUGCUGCUGCUUUCCGCACAACAAAAGGCCCAAGAAGUGUUUGAGCGCUUAAGCUGCACUUAAUGUAUGAUUUUCAGUGCAUUAUAUAAUGAAAUAUCACACCAAGUUAUCUUAUUUUGAAGACAUGAAGCACAAACACACUUUUCAGGCAAAACUUUUCACAAAAAAAAGUAUAAAAUAGAUAUGUUGUAGAUAAUUUAAAAAAAUGGGUUUGUAUGAAAGACCAUUUCUGCCACUGAAUAGAAAAAACAAAGGUUAUUGUGACUUUUUCUCUCAAUUCUGACUCAAAAUUGCAUGAUACAAACUUGCAAUUAUGAGUUUUUUUCUCAAAAUUGCGUCAUAUAAACUCAUAAUUGCGAGUUAUGAAGUCAGAAUUCAUGAUAUAAACUCACAAUUCUGAUUUUUUCUUAGAAUUGCUUGAUAUAAACUCGCAAUUGCAAUUUAUGAAAAUAACUCAAUUCAGUCUUAACUCACAAAUGCGAGUUUAUAUCUCACAAUUCUGACUUAACUGGCAAUUGUGUUAAAAAGUCAGAGUUGUGAGAUAUAAACUCACAAAAUAUAAAUAUAAAGUCACAGCAGAAUUACUACUUUAUUUCUCCAAAUUGCAAGUUUGUAUUGCAAUUCUGACUUUAUAACUUACAAUUUAGAGUUUAUUUCUCACAAUUCUGAGGAAAAAAGUCAAAAUAUAAAAUUUUUUAUCAUGCAAUUCUGAGGACAAAAUGUCAGAAUUUUGAGUUUAUAUAAAGUUGCAACAGAAUUGCAACUUUAUUUUUCCGAAUUGCAAGUUUGUUUUGCAAUUCUGAAGAAAAAAAAGUCAAAUUCCAAGUUUUUAUCACCCAAUUCUGAGAAAAAAGCCAGAAUUUUGAGUUUAUAUGAAGUUGCAACAGAAAUGCAACUUUAUUUUACUGCGUGUUCACUUUGCAAAUU
Messenger RNA from Labeo rohita (rohu), 3552 nucleotides. RefSeq names its product kit ligand b (gene kitlgb). The record is from RefSeq and is a predicted model, not a curated record. Gene Ontology annotation, molecular function: cytokine activity; stem cell factor receptor binding. The coding region runs from base 813 to 1625 and encodes 270 amino acids. NCBI's taxonomy places the organism in Eukaryota, Metazoa, Chordata, Actinopteri, Cypriniformes, Cyprinidae. Gene Ontology annotation, cellular component: plasma membrane. Gene Ontology annotation, biological process: cell adhesion; positive regulation of cell population proliferation. The transcript is spliced from 8 exons.